ACCUUUGGUCUAUUGCAACGAAUUUGAACUUCGUUCAUGGCAACACCUGUAACUUAAUUUGUUGAUGUCAUUAGAGGCGAUGCUUAUCUGAAAGAGUUGAUUGUUCAAAUAUUUUUCUUAUGAUACAAACCAUUUUGCAAUACCAUAAACAGAGUCAUAGACCUAGUUCAGCUGUGACUUUUGUGAGUUUCUUGUGCACAGUUUUGUCUUGGAUGGAGCUAAUGAGCUAAUCCAGAAUGAAGCUGGAAGAAUUCGUUCCCCUUGUGGGCAACUUUGGUCGUUACCAGUUAUUUGUGGUCGUAUACGCUUGUAUGUUGUGCAUCGUCUGCUCCAUGGUGAGUUUUGGCAAUGUAUUCUUCGCAGCCGAAACGGACCAUUGGUGCCAAGUUCUGCCACAGGAGAAUUGCUCCAGCUGGGUGGAGUUUCAAGACAACUGCACGGACGUGAAAAAAUCCAUCCUCCUGCCUCCUCCAGAGAACGAGAACAGCAAGUAUCCUUACUCCACUUGCCAGCAGUGGGACCUGCCACCUGGGUACGAGUUCGAUCCAUACGAGCCACUCAGCGAAGUCGACAAUCAUACUUACGGUCAGGUGCCGUGCCAAGAUGGAUGGGAAUACGACAGAUCGCAGUACAAGACCACGACCAUCUCAGAUUUCGACCUCGUGUGUGACAAGAGAAGUCUGCCCAGCCUUGCUCAGGCGAUUUACUUCGCGGGAUUUUUGGUGGGAUCUUUCGUCUGCGGCUCUCUUUCUGACUGGAUUGGUCGCAAGAAAGCCGUCUUUGUUGGUGUGUUGUUUUUCGCCGUUGGCUCAAUCGUCACGACAUUUUCUGUGAACAUCUACAUGUACACGGCUUUCCGCUUCAUCGCAGGCCUCGGCAACAUUGGCUCUUUCAUCGCACUGUAUGUACUUGAGAUGGAGUUUGUUGGAAAGUCAUGGCGUACGCCGGUGACAAUGGCGAUGGGUAUCUUCGGUGCGUUGGGAUAUUUAUUUCUUGCAACGGCUGCGAUGUACGUCAGACAGUGGCGGACCCUCUCCUUGAUAAUCUCCCUCUCGACGCUGAUAUUCUUCUUCCCGCUUGUAUUUAUUCAAGAGUCGGUAAGCUGGUUGGUUUCUAAGGGAAUGAUCGACGAAGCUGAGGUGGUCAUCAGAAAAGUGGCCAAGAUCAACAAGAAGACGCUGCCAGACGUCUUAUUCGAUAAAGAGGACAUCAGGGAAGACAUGAAAAUGAAGGAGUCACGUGCUCUCCCGUCUGUCAUCGACCUGUUUAAAACACCCAACAUGGCGGUCAAGACCAUCAACAUGAUGUUCAAUUGGAUGGUUACAAGUCUGAUCUACUACGGCCUGUCACAGAGCACUGGUGAUCUAGGCGUGGACGAGUACUGGGCGUUCUUCAUCUCGGGAGCCGUGGAGAUCCCGGCCCUGCUGUAUGCCACGGUCGGGGUCGAAUGGUUCGGUCGCAAGUGGAACACUGCGGUGUUGGAGCUGAUAGGUGGUGUGGCAUGCUUGGCCACGAUCUUCAUCCCACUCGGUAUCUGGCGCACUGUGGUGUCCAUGGCAGGCAAAUUCUGUAUCUCGGCUACAUUUGGUACCAUAUACCUUUACACGGCCGAACUGUUCCCGACACCAAUCAGGUCUAUUGGCUUGGGCAUGAGUUCUCUCGCGGCUCGGAUUGGAGGCAUCCUUUCCCCCAUCAUUCUACUGUUAGGGGACUACUUGGAAAGUCUACCCCUGAUCGUGUUUGGAUCGAGCGCGGUUCUGGCGGGAUUCUUGGUGCUCCUUCUACCGGAGACGAAAGGACGGAAACUGCCUCAGACGCUGGAAGAGGGAGAGGAAAUAGGAAAAUUUCGAUGUAUGCGCCGAAAUGUCGACACCGUUGCCAACCACAAACUCGGUGAAAUCCAGACGGUCGAAGAGGGCGCUCUCGCCUUAUCAAACCUAGCCUUCGAUUCCAAGGCAGUGGAAGAUGAGGACAUAAAGAAAGUCCCCGGGAAUGAUCAGAUAUAAUGCAUCUUAAAGAUCUGUCUUUGGAUUUUAGCUUAUAGUUGCCCAAAUGACGGCGCUUUAAGGCGCCAUUUUUGUGCGAGAAAAAAAGUAGUUUAUUUUCACUUUGAUCACAUUUUUUUAGAGACUAAUCCCUAUCCACUUUGUUUUUACAUCUCCACAGUCUUUUUUUCCCAUCACCUUAUAUCAUAUUAAUUAAUGCUCAAAGUUGGAUAAUUGUUAUUUGAUUGUUGAAAAUACAAAAUUAUCAACAAACGUCCUGAGAAGGUCUUUUUCUUAUGUAAUGAGGAUGUUAUGAGGACUUUUUUGGAAAAAUAUGUUGCCAACAACGGCUUCAAUUUAUGCCCCAACAGCGGACCAUACAAACUGGCACUUACUGUUUAUAAACACUACAAAGAUAUUGUAACAAAAACAUAUUUUAUUAUUUUCCCAAUUGCACCUUUAAACU
Molecule: messenger RNA, 2451 nt
Organism: Patiria miniata (bat star)
Lineage: Eukaryota; Metazoa; Echinodermata; Asteroidea; Valvatida; Asterinidae
Product: organic cation transporter protein-like
Exons: 10
Coding region: 237-2006 (589 amino acids)
Biological process (GO): transmembrane transport
Cellular component (GO): membrane
Molecular function (GO): transmembrane transporter activity
Source: RefSeq, a predicted model, not a curated record